AUGCAGUUCCUUAACCUCGCCGUCGCCACUGCCGUUCUUGCUGCCCUUGCUGGCGCCGCUCCCCUUCCUCAGGACGAAGCCCCCACCGGCACCUUCUCAGGAAUGCCUUCCGGCGUUGCCCCCACUGGCAGCUUCCCAUCAGGAGCUGCUCCAUCCGGCGGAAUGGGAGGCGGUAUGGGCGGUGGCCCACAACCAUCAGGUGCCAUGCCCUCUGGCGCUAUGCCAUCCGGUGCCGCUCCUUCGGGCGGUAUGGGCGGUGGUAUGGGAGGCGGAAUGGGCGGUGGCCCAAGACCAUCAGGUGCCAUGCCCUCCGGUGCUAUGCCCUCUGGUGCUGCUCCCUCAGGUGGAAUGGGCGGUGUCUUCCCCUCUGACGGUGCCAUCCCCACUGGUGGAGCCGGUGCCGCACCCACUGGUACUGGUGUCGCCGCUGGAAUCGCCGCUGUCUCUGGGACUGAUGUUGCCUUCCCUACUGCCUUCCCAACUGAGGUUCCUAGUGGCUUCCCUACGGCCUUCCCAAGCGGUUUCUUGACUGCUUUCCCAACUGGGGUCUUCCCUGCCUCUGGUUCUGCGGCCCCUACUGGUGGUGCUGGCUUCGGCGGUCACCAAGGUCACGGUCACCACAGUGGAAUGCCCUCUGGUGCUAUGCCCUCUGGUGCUAUGCCCUCUGGUGCCGCUCCUUCAGGUGGUGCUUUCCCAUCCGGCGGUGCUUUCCCAUCAGGCGGUGAUGCGUUCCCCUCUGGUGCCAUGCCAACCGGCGCUGCUCCUUCAGGCGCUAUGCCUUCCGGUGCUGCUCCUUCUGGCACCGUCUAA
Messenger RNA from Morchella sextelata, 810 nucleotides. RefSeq lists its product as uncharacterized. The transcript has a single exon. NCBI's taxonomy places the organism in Eukaryota, Fungi, Ascomycota, Pezizomycetes, Pezizales, Morchellaceae. The record is from RefSeq and is a predicted model, not a curated record. Bases 1 to 810 code for a protein of 269 amino acids.